UUUGCCGUAGCAGUACGGUAUUGAUAGUCGUACCCGCGCAACCAAACGACAGUGUCCCAACGCGUACGUACCGCGUUAGAUCGCGAGAGCUUUGACAACAAUACACAACAGCGUGAGUGUGUUUUGUUUACCGGUAGUACCAUUCGAUUUCUCGGUCGAUGAUUUGAUUUUUUUGUGUUGUUCAUUUAUUUUGCGUUGACUUUUGUUGUGUUUUUUUCGUAGAUUGUUUAAUUUGUUUUACUGUUACGUAGAAACUUGUGUGUGUUUUGUUUUCGUCUUUGCAUGGUACUUUGAUUUGAGCAGGCCGGGGUAGUUGAAAAUUUGUGGUCAAAUAACACGUCCUACCCAACGACAAACAGAAACAAACCGAAAAUCGAAAACAUCCCCAUCAUUCGCGAUACGAUGAACCUUCCUCAUUCCUUAACUAAUAAAUGAGUUAGUUAACUCUCGUAAAACAAUCUCAAAACCGUCCGUGGUCGACUUACACAAUCAAAAUAAUUUUAUUUUAUCGUGCACUUUUAAAUCAACAAACUAAAAAUGAGUUCGGUACUAUUGGAAGCCAGACCGUUCAGGCCUUUCAAGUCCAGCGAAGAGUACCUCUAUGCUAUGAAAGAGGAUUUAGCUGAGUGGUUGCAGACCAUGUAUCCUCACCUUAAUAUCGCCGUGGAGAACUUCAUGGAGAAGUUGGAGACUGGCGUAACAUUAUGCGAGCACGCCAACGCAGUUAAAGCACAAGCCAUCGAGUAUGUCGAGAAAAAACAGGCGAGAAAAGUAAUGACAAGAUCAAUAACGGGAUCAAUGUUACAAGCACAAAACCUAAUCAGAAUAGCAGAUGUCAAAUACUUUACUACGGCAAAGCCUGGAACAUUCUUUGCAAGGGACAACGUCAGCAACUUUAUUAAUUGGUGCAGAUUUUCCUUGGAAAUCAUCGAGUGCCUUCUAUUUGAAUCGGAUGACUUAAUCAUGCGUAAAAACGAGAAACACGUCAUACUUUGUUUGCUGGAAGUUGCCAGGAGAGGUGCCAAAUUUGGUAUGUUGGCGCCCAUGCUGGUCCAGAUGGAACGACAAAUCGAUCGGGAGAUCGCGGCGGACCAGAAGAAAUUGGGCUUCAACGAUGGAAACGAAAACAAUAACGAUCUGGAUGACGACAGUGAUAGUGAGUUUGAAGAAGAAGAACCGGUGAUGAUGUACGGACCAGUACCACAAAUAGUUACUAACGAUCUGAAGAGUUUAGACGAAAUGGUUCGUGAUUUGGUAGCCCAAUGUACCUGCCCUACCCAGUUCCCUAUGAUUCGAGUCUCAGAAGGAAAAUACCGAAUUGGAGAUACAAAAGUUCUUAUUUUUGUGAGGAUUUUAAGGAAGCAUGUCAUGGUCCGGGUUGGCGGCGGCUGGGACACUCUGGCACACUACCUGGAUAAACACGACCCGUGUCGGUGCCGGGGACAACACAGACCAACGCAAGGAGCUAAACUGGUGCCGGGAAGGGCACCCGACCUUCAUGGAGCUCAAGUGUUCUAUGACAGAUCUAAUGUUUCUCCGGCAUCCCUUCCACCUACAAUCAACGGCGUCAACAGCGGACCUCACAGUCUCGGCCCUCCAAUGAAUUCCCUCAACAGAUCCCGUUCAAAAUCGCCAUCGUUCUUACAUGCUGACACCAGAAGAUCUAUCAGCCCCAAUUUUCCACGAAAAAGUUUGGCAGCACCUCCCAAUAUUAGAUCCAGAAGUCCUACACCCAACUUUACUUCAACACACACGACCAAGUUAGCUACCAGAAGUUCACAGCCUUCAGUAAAGACAGCAUCGUCGGGACCCCAAAGUUUACCUCCUUAUUUACCCCAACCCAAGCAUGUAGCCAGCAUACAGAUACCUGUAGAAAAUAAGGUACUAAAAUCCGAAGCAGUUCUUCAAGUCAAUACCGAGUCACACAGCAGCGAUACUCACAGCGACACCUCAUCUCAAAUGUCCGACGAAGGAUACCGAAGUUUAGGUAUCGUUCAAGAUAAAAAUAAGAAAAGAUCUUCAUUGUACAGUCAAAACUCAGCCGAGGAUGUUGAAGAAACCGAAAAUCAACACAUUUACACCGAAGACGAACUCAACGACGUCGGUUUAAGAAGAACCAACUUCUCACAUAAACUCUACCUAGAGAGUCUCAAAAAUUUACGAAAAAGUCCCGAACCUCACGGAUCAUCGCCUACCUCACCAGUUUCGGAAACCGACAGCGCCAGAACGCUGUUGAGUAAUCAGAAACCCAGCAAUAAUUUGGGUUCUCUUGCAAGGAUCGCCAACAAAAUAAAGGAACGUUCGUUCAGCGAGGACAGGCCUAAACCUAAAAGAGAAUCCAGCAUCGAUCUAGGAGAACCGCUAAGAAACGGAACAGGUGGUAGUCCUAAAAAAUCCAUUUCGACCAGUAACAACGCCUCACCUAAGAAAGGAGACAGUAAAACGAGCACCUGGAACGGAAGGGGCAGAUCUUCAAGACCGAGUCUUACCACAGACACAUAUGUCUCGCCUUUCCAGAGAAACAAUAAUGGAAGAAGAAGUAUGUCUGCAGUAGGAGAAAGAAGAAUAUCUGUGUCUGCAAAUACGUCUCCUGCCAAAAGUAGAUUGAAACAAGAACUUCUACAAACCGUCUCUAAAUGUGAUAACGACGAGACCAUGGCACAAGAGAUUCAAGAACUGUUACGUAAAUAUGGAAGCAUGACUACGUUAGAUAAGGAAGAAUCGUUCUCGACGCCUAGUUUCGCCAGACAAACUAAAGAAAGAAAGUCCUACAGGAGUCCAAGGAAAGAUUCCAGACCAGAGAACAAUCACUCGAGAAUUCCAGCCCCAGUGACGAAAGCUUAAUUUCUUUUUGUUACCUAAAAGUUACUAGUUCUAACAUAUUCCAAGUUUAAUCGUGAUUAUUUUUUCACUAGACUUUGUAUCUAGUAACCAAUCAGACAAGUGUAAUUAGCUCGGUAAUUAGGUAUACUACAGCUGUUUUGUGUCCCCCUAUUUUCAUGAUUGGCAAACAAAAUUGUUAGCAAACUAUACAGGGUGCUACAAAUUCGAGGUACGAGCAUUGGUAUCUCGGAAACCGUAAUAGAUACAAAGAUGGU
Sitophilus oryzae (rice weevil) is the source of this 3098-nucleotide messenger RNA. Its product is annotated as GAS2-like protein pickled eggs. NCBI's taxonomy places the organism in Eukaryota, Metazoa, Arthropoda, Insecta, Coleoptera, Curculionidae. Gene Ontology annotation, molecular function: cytoskeletal adaptor activity; microtubule binding; actin filament binding. The transcript is spliced from 15 exons. Gene Ontology annotation, cellular component: cytoplasm; stress fiber; microtubule plus-end. Bases 538 to 2844 code for a protein of 768 amino acids. Gene Ontology annotation, biological process: actin crosslink formation; protein localization to microtubule plus-end; microtubule bundle formation. The record is from RefSeq and is a predicted model, not a curated record.